CCCCAUCAGCAGGAAAUGGCCGGCCCCACGGAACAGAACGUGCCAUUUGACGAGAGCGAGAGCGAGGAGGAGUCUUGGGACGCGGAGCAGUAUUUGCUGGCUCCUCGCGCUCCCCGCUCUCCCAACGCGCCUUUCGUCGGCCCCGGCGGCGACCGCGGGUGGCGCUCCGCGGGCGAGGGCGAGGACGAGGACGAGGACGAGGAGGAGUGUUGGGUGGCUCCUCGCGCCCCUCCGCGUUCUCCCAACGCGGCCUUCGUCGGCGAGGGCGCGGGGUCGGGUUCUUCCGCGGGCGAGGACGACGAGCGGGGUUCUCUUUCCCCGCGCCGGUGGCGGCCCGGCAUCGCGGGGCGGCGGAACCCGCGCAAGGCCGACCUGUUCCGUGGCCUCGACGCGGGCUGCCAACUCAGGAGGAUUUUCAGCACGCCGUUGCCGCCGCCGCCGCCACCGAAGAAGAAGAAGACUGCGGCGGAGGAGGCGGCGGAGGACUCCGCGCCCAUCUGGCCGCCGCGCAGCUCCUGGUGGAAGAAAUUCUGUGACCUGAGUGCCAUGAAGUACCACCCAACAAAUCCAGCAAUUCCCGCGCUCAAUCCUGAUGAGAAUUCAUCAUCUCAUCCACCACCGGAGAAGAGCCAGGAGCAGGUUGGCCAGGAGAUGAUACCUGAAAGUGCAUCAGAACAGACCGUUGUUUAUGAGAAUGGUCAGGGAGAAAAGGACCUCCCUGUUCAAACCCAAAAAAAGAAAUUAAUCAUUGACACAUAUUGUGUGCAAUGUAAUAAAUGCAAAAAAUGGAGGAUUAUUCCUACCAAACAGAAGUACGAAGAAAUCCGGGAGAAACUUCCUAGUGGUCCAUUUUCUUGCGAACAUGCUAGCGAGUGGAAGCCUGGAGUUACAUGUGAUGAUCCAACAGAUGCAUCUCUGGAUGACGGCAAGUUCUGGGCGAUUGAUAAACAAGGCAUCCCUCAGACUCCUCUUGAGUGGGACAGGACAAUAUCAAUUAGAUCCGAAGGGUGUAUCAGAUUUGCCGACGUGUACUAUUUCACACCUACAGGACUAAUGCUAAGAUCAAAGCUUGAUGUUGGAAGGUAUCUUGAUGAAAACCCGCAGUGUGAUGCUGUCAUAGAACAGUUUUCAUUCGCCACACCUGUACCUCUAAAAGGGGAUUACGUAAGAAAGCGUCCUCGUCAGUCAAAGCCUCUUCAAAUAGAAGAAGUGCCACCGCUAGUCUGCGCUCCUCCAAUUCAUGUUGAUAUCAUGCACAAAAACAUGCUGGUCCCGUACGAAGGAGCUCGGCCCUCAUCUGAUGUGUCCCAGGAUCAACUUUUGGGAUGACGUCCAAGGGUCGUGCUAAAAAUAUAGCUUGCUCUACCGGUGACACCAGAUCCGCGGUCCCUGGCAGCUGAUGUGUUGUAUGUUACCUGUAUGUUGUUAGACCUUAGCUAGCUCGCUCCCCUUAUACCCUAGCUCAGUCCUGCUUAGAUAGACCUGGAAAUGGGGAAAUUUUUGGUACAUUGACAUCAGCACAAUGAUGUCGCUGAAACUUUUUGGAAACUGCCACCUUAGUUAUACUUAUACUGAAUUGUGUUUUCAUGCAUGUGUUGUGUUUUCCUGUAAGUUCAUGGCAUGUUUCUACAGCAUGUAUGUAUUUCUUCCUUCAAGUUACUGUCAUUUCGGUUGAGAUAUCAACAAGUUAAAUGGGCUGGCUUUGGAAACAAAA
Messenger RNA from Brachypodium distachyon (stiff brome), 1714 nucleotides. RefSeq lists its product as uncharacterized. The coding region runs from base 16 to 1329 and encodes 437 amino acids. Gene Ontology annotation, molecular function: zinc ion binding; DNA binding. The record is from RefSeq and is a predicted model, not a curated record. Lineage: Eukaryota; Viridiplantae; Streptophyta; Magnoliopsida; Poales; Poaceae. The transcript has 5 exons.